UCUUUUACAGAUUUAUCCAGAAACGGAACACUGUCACUCAUUCUCCUUCAGUUGCCCAACUCAUAAAAUACCCAAAGAGGAAAUCACCUGCACCAACCCUGGAACAAUAUGGAGAGCUCUUGGAACUAAUGACACAUUCAAGGAGUUAAACCAAAUGGACAGGAAGACACCGAAAGGGUGUCAUUGUCAUCAGGAGUUUUAAGGGGUACAUAGUGAAGCACUUUCCAUGUUGGCUGAUCAAAGAGGAUGACCGUCUCACUAUUGAGAUGGUCACACAUGCCACAGAUGAACCUGCAGGGGUCACGGAUCAGGAAACAGACAAUUAUGUCACUUUCUCUGUUGAGACAACGGGAGGGAAAAACAGCAAAUCAAAACAAAUACUUGGAAACAAACAACUGGAGUCCUACGGACCUCUAUGUGUCUAUGCAAAACAGAAGGAGGAAGUGAAGAAGGCUCUACGAAAUGAUGGACGCUUCUCAAACAUUGUGUUUGAACAGAGAUGCCAGCUCUCUGAGCGAUCAACAGGAAGCAAGGUUUCAAUGGGGCAAAUUGCAAAAAAACUUAAUGGUAGAAACUUUGAAAUCUGUCUGACAAAGCAUAAGGAGAAAACGGCAAUUAAGAUGGAAACAUCUGACUCCACAAUAAAAACAAAAAACAUUGUAACCACGCAAACAUCUCUGUUCAACCCAAGCCCUGACUCUGAAGGAGACGACACACAGAUGUCUCCAUCGACGCUAACAACACAAACAUCAGAUGUAGGGGAGUCCUCUUCGAGAAGAAAGCAGAAAUGAAAAUGCAUUCCCGUGCCAAAACAUGGUGAAAUAUUGACGAUCCUUCGCAACCAGUUUGAAGAUCUGGUGAAGCAGAUGGAAAGUAGGAGGGAGGACAGCCAACAGAAGACAUUUCCUGAAGAGUUGGAUCUCAUGAAGCAGGAAUUCGGGAAAAUCAGACAAAAGUUCUCUGAGGUUCACAGAGUGAAGAAAUUGAUUAAACUUGGUGCCUCCGUUUGUCAGGUGAUUGUUGAAGGUGUUCAGGGUGUUCUGGGGACAGGCUUCGUGCUGUUUGACAACUACAUCCUAACAAAUGCACAUUUGUUUGGUGAAAAUGUAAGAGAAAACAUACAGUUGUUAGUCGAUGUAUCUGUAAAGUUCAACUUUGAAAAUCCAAAUGGAUCCGAUGUGAACGUAUUCAGAGCAAAAACCCUGCUGAUCGACUUUCAAUAUGGACAUCAGGGAAAACAUUAUAUCGACUAUGCCAUACUGGAGCUGGAUCCUCAGAAUAAGAAACAACGGCAAAAGGUUCCUCCUGGUCUCCUCCGUGAAUAUGGCCCAGUCCCAGCAUGCGGUGGGGCCUGCCUCAUUGGACACCCAGGUGGACUGGUGAAACAAAUGGAACCCACCUCCAUCAUUGGCAGUGAGAUAAGAGAGGAGGCUGCGAAUAAAUAUAAACGGGAAAAGGGACAUGCAAUCUUCACAAUAAACGAUGCCCUUGAAAAAGAGAAAAAGCGUUACGAGGAAGUGAUGCAGGAGAACAAGGACGACUUUGUGACCUACAACACCUCCUUCUUCCAUGGAUCUUCUGGCUCGCCAGUCUUCGAUGACCUUGGUCGAGUGUUUGGCAUACAUACUGGUGGCUUUGAAUAUGAGGAUAAGCGCACUCAGAGCAAACAGAGUGUGUUAGAGUACGCCCUCCCUCUGCUCCCCAUAUUACGGAACUUUGUCAUCCGUUUGGAGGAGGACAACAAUCAGGCAGUUUUGAAAAGAGUUAAGGAAGAGGUACAGGAAAACGUCUUCCUGAAUGAGGCUCUUUUCACGACAGAUGGUGAUGAGCCUAUGGAUAUGUCGUAGGAGAUUGUUGCAAAUACAGCUAAUUCAAUGCCACCCAGUGGUUGUCCUGGGAACAACACAACAAUGCCACCCAGUGGUUGUCCUGGGAACAACACAACAAUGCCACCCAGUUGUUGUCCUGGGAACAACACAACAAUGCCAUCCAGUGGUUGUCCUGGGAACAACACAACAAUGCCACCCAGUGGGUGUCUUUGCAAAUACUGUAACGUUAGUAUUUAUGUUCAACCAUUCCAUUAGUGCCUUUUGGGCAUUUUUAGGAUAUUGAUAGAUUACUUGUCCGAGGUCAAAGGUACAUGUUUAAAAAAAAUAAAAUGUUUUGUUUUAUCUCAUGCACCUUUGUUUUCUGUAAUUCUCAUCACUGGUUCCUUAUGAUGUAUUCUGCAUUUCUGUGAAGCAUGGUUUCUUUUGAAAAAUAUACUUUGGUCUCAGUGGGCCUUCUCUGCAAAAAUAAACAUUUCAUAGAUUAAGACAUCUACCUAGAUCAGAUUGCAACUAUCUAAAUGUUGUUUUAUUGUGUUCUACAUUUUGAUUACUUGUCUUUUUCUUUAACUUGUUGAAUAGAGUAAUGUGGAAUAGAAUCAUGAUAGAAUCAUGUUGAAUAGAAUCAUGUUGAAUAGAAUCAUGUUGAAUAGAAUCAUGUUGAAUAGAAUCAUGUUGAAUAGAAUCGUGUUGAAUAGAGUCAUGUUGAAUAGAGUAAUGUGGAAUAGAAUCAUGUUGAAUAGAAUCGUGUUGAAUAGAAUCAUGUUGAAUAGAAUCAUGUUGAAUAGAAUCAUGUUGAAUAGAAUCAUGUUGAAUAGAAUCAUGUUGAAUAGAAUCAUGUUGAAUAGAAUCGUGUUGAAUAGAGUCAUGUUGAAUAGAGUAAUGUGGAAUAGAAUCAUGUUGAAUAGAAUCGUGUUGAAUAGAAUCAUGUUGAAUAGAAUCAUGUUGAAUAGAAUCAUGUUGAAUAGAAUCAUGUUGAAUAGAAUCAUGUUGAAUAGAAUCAUGUUGAAUAGAAUCGUGUUGAAUAGAGUCAUGUUGAAUAGAGUAAUGUGGAAUAGAAUCAUGUUGAAUAGAAUCGUGUUGAAUAGAAUCAUGUUGAAUAGAAUCAUGUUGAAUAGAAUCAUGUUGAAUAGAAUCAUGUUGAAUAGAAUCAUGUUGAAUAGAAUCAUGUUGAAUAGAAUCGUGUUGAAUAGAGUCAUGUUGAAUAGAGUAAUGUGGAAUAGAAUCAUGUUGAAUAGAAUCGUGUUGAAUAGAAUCAUGUUGAAUAGAAUCAUGUUGAAUAGUCAUGUUGAAUAGAAUCAUGUUGAAUAGAA
Messenger RNA from Oncorhynchus mykiss (rainbow trout), 3139 nucleotides. The record is from RefSeq and is a predicted model, not a curated record. NCBI's taxonomy places the organism in Eukaryota, Metazoa, Chordata, Actinopteri, Salmoniformes, Salmonidae.